Trichomonas vaginalis G3 is the source of this 1041-nucleotide messenger RNA. Its product is annotated as polynucleotide adenylyltransferase protein. Lineage: Eukaryota; Parabasalia; Trichomonadida; Trichomonadidae. The transcript has a single exon. Gene Ontology annotation, biological process: RNA 3'-end processing. The record is from RefSeq and is a predicted model, not a curated record. Gene Ontology annotation, molecular function: mRNA binding; poly(A) RNA polymerase activity. Bases 1 to 1041 code for a protein of 346 amino acids. Gene Ontology annotation, cellular component: TRAMP complex; nucleolus.
AUGGAGUUCUUUAAAUGGGUCCGCGACACAAUGGGUAAGCAAGAGGUUAUCCACUUCCCAGAAGCUGGCUUCAAAUAUUUAGAGAAUCAGCCUCCGAAAAACCCACAAUAUUUAACAUUUCACAAGGAAGUCAUCCAAUUCAUUCAGGAUAUCAUUCCAACACCAACUGAUAUUGCUGUAAGAAGAUACAUUGUCGAUAUUAUAUGCACGAGAAUUCGUCAAUUUUUCGAAUCCAAGAAACAUGAAAUAGUCAUCAUUCUUCCUUGUGGUUCAUGCUUGAAUGGUACAUUCCUUCCUAAUGGUGAUAUCGAUCUUGCUCUAUUCCUUCAUCCAAUGACCGAAGAAAUCUUAACCAUCAUGACUCAUAUACGUGAAUGCUUAAAGGACAUUGCAAUCGAAAAUUCAUGGAACCCAAUUCCACAGGCUCGUGUUCCUGUCGUUAAAUUUGUCGUUAAACCAGGUAUUCAUAUUGAUAUCUCAAUUGAUGAAUUGCACGGACCUUUAUCAGUCAACCCAGUUCGUGCCAUCUUCUUAAAGUUCCCAUGCUUGUUACCAGCUCAAAUUCUUAUCAAAAUUAUGCUUUAUCACUACAAACUUGAUUCUCCUUUCUCUGGAGGCAUUUCGUCGUAUGUCCUUCAAAUUAUGCUUCUAGCUUACAUCCAAUAUGGAUCUAGCGAUAACAUUACAGAUCUUAUUGUUGGAUUUUUCAAAUUCUAUGGACAAGAAUUCAACUUCACACUUACAGGAAUCGAUGUAGUUGGAAAUGGUCGUUUCUUCUCUAGACUGAAAGAAAAUUGCUUAAAUCUCGAAUCUCCUUCUACAAUGUACAUCAGAGAUCCAAUGAACCCUAAUAACGUUUUAGGACACAACGCUUUCAAGAUGGCCCAAGUUAAAGAUCUAUUUUCUAAAACUUACCACAUGAUCACUCAUGGCCACGGAACUGAGUUUAUUAACGAGCUUAGAAAGGAACUUCCUGAAUUUAGAGCAUAUCAGAAGGAACUUGAAGCUUUUGCCUUUAAGAAUGGCAUUGUCCCUGUUUAA